Molecule: messenger RNA, 4720 nt
Organism: Tuber aestivum (summer truffle)
Lineage: Eukaryota; Fungi; Ascomycota; Pezizomycetes; Pezizales; Tuberaceae
Source: the annotation of a GenBank genome assembly
AUGUACGAAAGACUCCUUUCCUUUCCCUUAUUACUGUUUGUGAGCGGAGAGGGAGGGCAGGAGUGGAGAGGACGUACGUGCAAAUCCGGCUGACAAACCACUCCCUGGUUCCAUUCUUGCAGGAAGUUCGGAAAGACUUUGGCCAAGCGGCAAUUGGACAUACCCGAAUAUGCUGCUAGCUUUGUCAACUACAAAGCCCUCAAGAAGGUAUUGUUGGGCCGAGAAAUACUCCCUGUUGUUUGGAUGCCCUCCGUCUACCUCGUUCUCAAAUGGCCCCUUGGGUUAUCAUUACCCCCGCCCCCACUGUUGUGUCGUGGUCGUUGUGUCUUCCCUGGUGGUGGUACAAAGCUUAGUACUGAUUGACGGUAUCUAUAUAGCUUAUCAAGCAUCUGGGGGUCGGAGUGGGGCCUGGUGCACCUCCGGUGCCUAUCCAGAGCCCUGGCGGCCGGUCCUUAAGCGACCCGCGGGCUACGCUCCAGGCGAACAGGGCUACCUUUUUCUUCAGACUUGUGCGUUUGCCCCUUCCCCCCCCUCCGUGGUUUCACAUGGAAAAAGCUAAGGGGCACAGGAACGAGAGUUGGAGAAGGUCAAUACCUUUUACUUGCAGAAGGAGGAAGAGGUUUGCCCUUUAGAAUCUGUAGUUUGAAUGCUAUAUUGGGAACUAAUUUUGGUGGUGGUGGUGUGGAUAUAGCUGAAAUUACGGCUCAAGACCCUGACGGAUAAGAAGAAGAUCAUGCAAUCGAGGAGCCAGACUACUUCGAAGAUUUCUGCGACUUAUAUAACCCUACAGGAGGGGUUUCAACAAUUCGAGAACGACCUGAAUAAGCUACAGCAGUUUGUCGAGAUCAACGCUACCGCAUUUUCAAAGAUUUUGAAGAAGGUUUGAGCAUCUCCGUCAUGUGCUAUGGUUCGUUUUUUUUGCUAAUAAGGCUUCUAGUGGGAUAAAUCGUCAAAGGUAUUGUAGCUUCGGCGGUGGGGGUCAAAUGUGUAAUUUUAGGCACGGCGCUUAUUCGGUUGCGUUCUAGUCACGGACGAAAGAGCUGUAUCUCUCUAGAGCUGUCGAAGUCCAGCCUUGUUUUAACAGAGAUGUUAUUACUGAGCUCUCUGACCAGGCGACGACGAGUUUAUUGGAGUUGGAGGCGUGGGCGGAAGGAGAGAACAUUACUGAUGGAAAAGCUAGUGAGCAAUCGACAGACGGCCGACCCCUAGGUUCUGUUGAAGGGGAAGAGGACACAGAGCUUUUGAAGGCGGUGUAUUCGGAAAAUACAACUGCCCUAAAGGAAUGGAUCAAUAGGUUAAAAUCAUCGGGGAAUCCACAGCAAGCCGUGACAAGAACGUUUCUUGCUGCAAUCGCGGAAGGAUCCGAGGAGUCUCUAGGGGUGUUGAUGGAUUCGGGGUUGGUGGAUUUCCAAUACGAGGACGAGAUAAACGAGAGGAAUUGUCUGCAUGAAGCGGCGAACGCAAGGAGGGUAUCGGUGCUGAGCGAGCUGUUGAAGCGUGAUGUUGAUGUUAGCCGGGCGGAUGUGUAUGGGCGGAUUCCUCUGCAUUAUUCUGCAAUGCAUGGCCAUGUUGAGAUGGUUCAGCUACUGGUUAAUGUCAUGCCCUCGACAAUCGAUGCUAUGGAUCAUGACAACUUUACACCUCUGAUACACGCCAUAACACAUAAUCAGCAAGAGGUUGUUCGUCAGUUAAUCGAUUGCAAUGCUAGAGUAGACCCCCGGGAUGAGAAGGAUUAUAUUCCGUUGAAUUUGGCUUGUCAACAUGGGUAUUGCGAGAUUUCUGAGAUCUUGUUGCAACACAAGGCUCGAAUUCUACCCGAUGCGGAAGGGCUCUUUCCGCAGCACCUGGUUGCGCGGUCCGGUAAGUCCGUACAGCUUCUCAUGACGUUGAAGCAAUAUGGGGCAAACCCGAAUGAACUGGACAAGCUAUUCCAGUGGACUGCUGUGUUCCAUGCUGCAAGCGAGGGACACGUUGAGUGCUUAAAAACUUUGUUGGAGAGUGGAGCUCGGUGGGAUAUACUUGACGAGAAGGGAUUAUCGGCAAUGUAUUAUGCAGCCUGGGAGGGCCAUCUAGAGUGCAUGCAGUUACUCUCUGCCGCUGGGGGUGCACUUGGGGGCUUAGGAACUGCUGCUCCAAUGAAGCCGUCACCGGCGUCUAUUGCUUCGACGGUAUCUGGAACGCAGAUGACUAUCGAUUCCGAUGGAAUUCCAGAUCUUUCCCUUCCCCCUCCCAUACUUCCCCUCCGGAGGUAUGGGCAUAACUUCCUGGAGAAUAAGACAUUCGUUCAGCUCACAUUCGAUGAAACGGAUGGCAAGCCAAUUGCAUUCUAUCACGAGGGCAAAUACCCUGCAGCAAGGCUUACGAUAUCGUCGAAGUCAUCCGAUCUCAUUCCUCGAAAUAUACUUCUUCCUCUGAACGAGGAUGCGAAGGUUGUAUCUUUCCAAAUUGAUACACUAGAUAUGUUUACCAUUGACUUUGAUAUUUACCCUACUUUUGGAUCCAAGGUCAUCGCGCGCACAGUGGCUUUGCCCAAUACUUUUAGCGCCCAGAGCUCCGGCCAUUGCGUCCUGCCCCUCUUUGAUUCAAGACUUAGAGCCAUCGGACGGAUUUCAUUCGACUUCCAGAUUAUCAAUCCAUUUCAAGGCGUACCACUGGAAAUCACUCACUUUGCAACGUACUGGAAGGCGACGAAUCAGUUUGAUUCACAUCCGAACGCGCUUGUUACUGGGUCGUCGCUAGCUGGGGAAUAUGGCCGACUUUGCAUCCAGCUCACUAGCGAUGGGGUACCGGUUAUAUACCCUUCAUGGAGUAUUCCGUUUAGUGGGCUUGAAGUCCCCGUUUGUAGUGUUACUCAUGCCCAAUUCCAGAAGAUUGGUGCCCAAGCAGGGAGCGAUGAAGCCCAACAGCGAUUACCCAAUAUCCAAAGCCUGGCAGAAUUACAUUUCCUUCUCGCAUACUCGUUCUUGACUCUCCGGGAGGUGUUGUCAUUGCUACCGGUUGACGUGCAUCUUGAUCUUAACGUUAUAUACCCGACGUGCACGGAAAAGCGGCAUCAUGGGCUUGGCGGGACUAUGAACGCCAAUUCUUUUGUGGACGCUGUCUUGACCGUGGCCUUCGAUCAUGCCAGGGCGCUGAAGCAGGAAUCACCAGAUCUCACCCGGUCGAUUGUUUUUUCGUCGUUUAAUUCUAAUGUGUGCACAGCGCUGAACUGGAAGCAGCCGAACUGUAUGGAGUUCCGCACUUAUCAAUCAAUGUCGCUUUGGCUGACUGCUGCGCAGACCCGGUGUUCUACUGCAAUGAUCUUGGAAAGGAGCCGGGCGACGACCUUCAGGGGACAGCAUCCAGCACUAGAAGUCGAACCUCAUUGAAGGAAGCGGUCAGGUUUGCCUCUAGCAAUAAUCUAAUGGGUAUAAUAUGCUCGUCCAGGCUUAUGGUAAGUGGUGGUGCUGUUGUUUUUCUUGGUUGUCAUGGGUUAUCACUCAUAACUAUAGGAAAUGGUACCUGCUCUUGUACGGAGCGUCAAGGUUGCUGGCCUGGUGCUGGUAGCGCACACGGCAAAUGACCCCUCCCCAUCAAUAAUAUCAUGUGUUGACGGCGUUUUGAGUAAAGAGGGCGUGUUGAAGUUUGAGGAGACGAUAGACAUGUAAAACUGGAAUGUGGUUUGCUUCUUCCCUUGUUGAGGGUGUGGACGCGUCGGAUUAUUUUCCGUUGGUCACUUGUGUUCCUGAGGUAGAUCGAAAGACCAUUUACAGUUUUUCUUCACUUCUUCUCGCUCAUUAUCCACUCAGCCAUCCAUGGAGAGCCACUUUUUUUUGUAUUGUGUCAAGCCAUGUUCCGCAUGCUUAAUUUCCAUAUGUACAUAGACCUCAGAUCGUAGACCGUGACCCCUCCAUCAAUGUGUGCAUGAUCCGUCCAGACAUUAUAUCCAUCGAUCACGUAGCGGUAGUAGCAGCCUGAGGAUAUGGGCCCACCGCAGAAUUAUCGAGCAAGCCAAUCCUGCGCCCGUCCCUCAUUACCAGGCUCCAAUCCAACGUUUCAAACUAAAGCUCGCACAGUUAGCCCUCCCUCCACUCUCCCCACCAGCACCAGCACCACCACCAAAACGCCCCCAAAAGCAUAUGGGAUAGCAAAUUGGGAAACACUCACAAGCCCCAUCCUCCCCCUCACGCUCCGAAAGCGCAUGACCCCCUCUCCCUUUGUCCCCUUGACACUAUAAGCAAUGUCAAUAUCCCCACGUAACUGACUCAUCGUGCCCUGAAUCCACGGCACCCUACUCUUGAACGAGAUGUCAUCCCCCAGCGAUUCUCGCGCGACGGGGUGCACGCGGAGCGCGUAGAGCGUUGACGAGACAACACUCGAGGAGGACUUCUGGUAGUUGAAGAGGCCGACGGCCGCUAGUAGGAGUAUGCUUGCGAAUAGCGGGAUUGUGAGGAGGGUUGCGAUGGGGGUUUUUCUUGGGCCUGUGGGUUCGUGAGGCGUUAGUGGAGUUACUGGUUGGUUGGUGGGGAGGAUAGAGGGAGGGGGAGGAGGAACCGGGGAGUUGGCGGUCGGGGCGGCGUUCGGUGAAUGUGCCUAUUGGCCGGGCAGUUGUGGUUAGUGCGCGGGGGAGUGGGCGAGGGAAUGGCCGGGGGAGGCAGAAGAGGAAGGAAGGGGAGGAGACAGGAGAGCGGGCUCUUGUUAGGGAUUUGAGCAUUGUGUCUUGUGCGAUUUGUAGGUUGCA